Molecule: messenger RNA, 3480 nt
Organism: Beta vulgaris subsp. vulgaris (sugar beet)
Lineage: Eukaryota; Viridiplantae; Streptophyta; Magnoliopsida; Caryophyllales; Amaranthaceae
Product: MDIS1-interacting receptor like kinase 2
Exons: 2
Coding region: 392-3316 (974 amino acids)
Biological process (GO): protein phosphorylation
Molecular function (GO): protein binding; ATP binding; protein kinase activity
Source: RefSeq, a predicted model, not a curated record
CUGAAAUAUUAGUCUAUUUCUUAACAGACAAUAACAUAUAGAAUUGAAAUAAAACAAGAUAAAACUAAGCUGAAAUUCAACUUCUUCCAAAGAUUAUUGGCCAUAAGUGACAUCUCUUGCCAAUAAUCUUUCAACGAUGUUGAACAUACACCAAUAAUACAAAAAAAAAUAAAUCAACAUUAACCGUCAGAAUCAUUCAAAAGCGACGACUUUUCCACUUAUAUCAGUUGACUUGUAAGUUUAUAAUAGACUUUCAAAAGCAAAAGUGAGCUUGAACUAAACUUAAAUCCUAUAUCUUAACUAAAAGAAGAAGCAAAUCAACUUUUUUUAGUUCCCAAAAAGAGAAAAAAAGAAUCAUACUUUACAACUUGUUUAAUCCAAACAAGUUAAAAUGCUAGCCCAAACAUUGUAUCCUCUGUUUUUAUCCCUGUUUUUUUGCAUACCUUUAAAAUUUUCACUACUUAUUAACUUUGCUGGUGCAACUCAACAUGAAGCAGAAGCUCUGAUCAAAUGGAAACAUAGUUUGCAUAGUCAGAACCAUUCAUUUCUUUCAUCUUGGGCACUUCCACGCGAUGUUUUAAGCGCGAAACACAGCACCAUUAUCACUCCAUGCCACUGGCUUGGAGUAGGCUGUGAUAAUGGAAGUGUUACAAGAUUAAACUUAACCAAUGUGGGUUUAACAGGUACUCUUUAUGACUUUAAUUUCUCUUCAUUGCCUAAUUUAUCUUACCUUGAUCUUCAUGAUAAUAAUCUCUUUGGCAAUAUCCCUUCUUCAAUCACUAACCUUACCAAACUUACUAGUCUUCAUUUGGGAGAUAACCAAUUCUCUGGAAAAAUUCCAUCAGAACUUGGGAAGAUAAGUAGCCUAAAAAACUUGAACUUAAUCAAUAACUUUUUUUCUGGGAACAUACCAUUUUCUCUAGGAAAUUUAUCCUCUCUUUCUCUCCUUAUCCUUGGAAAUAAUCGAUUAGUAGGCACGAUCCCUUCUGAGCUAGGACAUUUGACAUUGCUCAACGAGCUUCGUAUCAAUCUGAACAACCUUACAGGUCCCAUACCGCCUUCCAUUGGUAAUCUGAGAGGUUUGAAGGUUUUGUCAGUGUAUGGAAACAACUUAUCAGGGACACUUCCUAAAGAGUUUGAUAAGCUCACUAACUUAACCUUGUGUUUUUUGUCAAAUAACACCAUUUCUGGCUCAUUGCCUGAGAAAAUAUGUCAAGGUGGGAUACUUCAAGAUUUUUGUGCAAGUAACAACAGGUUUUCUGGUACUGUACCCAAAGGGUUGAAAAAUUGCACCAGUUUGACAAGAUUAAGGCUUGAUAGAAACCAUCUUGUGGGUAACAUAACAGAAGAUUUUGGUGUUUACCCAACUGUUGAUUACAUUGAUUUGAGCUACAAUAACUUUGAAGGGGAAAUUUCUUCCAAUUGGGCAAAGUGCAAAAACAUGACUAGCCUUAAGAUUUCGGAUAAUUUCAUAACAGGUAAAAUUCCUGCAGAGUUAAGAGAAGCAAGCAAGUUGCAUUUUCUAGAUUUGUCAUCGAAUCGUUUGGUGGGUGGAAUACCGAAAGAGUUGGGAAAUUUGCAGUCAUUGUUUAACCUUACAUUAAGCAAUAACAAGCUCUCUGGAAGCAUUCCCAGAGAACUUGGUAAUUUGCUUGAUUUAGCCUAUCUUGACCUUGGCGCGAAUGGUUUAGAGGGAACAAUCCCAGAAGAAAUUGGAAAUUUCCCCAAGAUGAUUUACUUGAAUCUAAGUAGAAACAACUUAAGUGGAGAUAUUCCAUGGCAGAUUGGGAAUCUUGUGAGCUUACAAGUACUGUUAGAUUUAAGCAGAAACUCACUGUCUGGUACAAUUCCGUUACAACUUGGGAACUUGGAUAACUUAGAGGUGUUGAAUCUUUCUCAUAACCAUCUUUCUGGUGAAAUCCCAUCAACAUUCGAUAAACUGCAGAGUUUGCUUUUGGUUGAUGUAUCUUACAACAACCUCGAGGGUCCUCUUCCUUACAAUAAAGUGUUCACAAAUGCACCCCUUGAAUCAUUUUUGGGAAAUAGAGCUCUAUGUGGCAACAUAACAGGUUUGAUACCUUGCCCGGCAACUCUGAACAUAUCUAAGGGAAAUGACAAAGAUCAUAGGGUAACAUUGAUUACUGCUCCCAUCAUAGGAGUUGGACUUCUUGUAUGCAUCCUUGUGGUGAUUGCUUUUUGUCUUAUGAAAGGUGAAAGAAGGGUGAAAACUCGAAAAGUAGACUCACGUCGAGAGAAUAUGUUCUCUAUUUGGAGCUUUGAUGGGAAGUUGGUGUAUGAAGAUAUAAAAGGAGCAACAGAAGGUUUUGACGCGAAGUAUUGUAUUGGAGAAGGUGGGCAUGGGAGUGUGUAUAAAGCAGUACUUUCAACAGGGCAAAUUGUUGCUGUUAAGAAGCUGAAAACUGUACAAAACCCGAGUUUUGAAAAUCAAAAGGAUUUUGAGACAGAAAUUGAAGCAUUAACCAAGAUCCGACAUAGAAACAUUGUGAAGCUACAAGGUUUUUGUUCCCAUGCACAACAUUCACUGUUGGUUUGUGAGUACUUGGAGAGGGGAAGCCUAGGGAAGUUGCUUGUGAAUGAGACAGAAGCAAUAGAGUUAGACUGGGAAAAGAGGAUAAAUGUGAUUAAGGGGAUUGCUAAUGCACUUUGUUACUUGCAUUAUGAUUGUUCUCCUCCUAUAAUACACAGAGAUGUUUCUUCCAACAAUGUGUUGCUUGAUCAAGAUUAUGAGGCUCGAGUUUCUGAUUUUGGCACUGCUAGGGUUCUGAGUAUGGAUUCUUCCAACUUGACUGAGCUUGCUGGAACAUAUGGCUACAUUGCUCCAGAGCUUGCUUAUACCAUGAAAGCCACCAAGAAAUGUGAUGUCUACAGCUUUGGAGUUCUAGCACUAGAGGUUAUAAUGGGAAGCCAUCCAGGAAGCCUUAUAUCUCCAACUUCGAGCUCAUCAUCCGUAGACUCAACAUCAUCCUCAUCUCCAACAGUAUCUUACACUUCUCUGCUCGGAAAUGAUCAAUUGAUCUCUAAAGAUCUCUUGGACAACCGUCUACCAUAUCCAUCAUCUGAAGUGGCUCAUGAGAUAGCAGUCAUCAUUAAGGUAGCUUUUGAGUGCAUUAGGCCUGAUCCACAUAUGAGACCAAAUAUGCAAUAUGUGUGUUACCAAUUGGUACCAACACGAAGGACAUCUGAUCCUACGGAAAUAGAGAAGGUCGUGUCAGAGGAUGAAAGUAGCAGCCAAGGCACAAGGAGCAUGAGGAGUUGUAGCUCUUCUUCAAGUCAUAAUCGUGUUGAUAUAGUCUAAGUUAUGAACACCCUGUAUAUGUUCACGUAGACUAUAUAGUUGAAGGAUUUCUAGCAGUACAAUAUACUUCCCGAGCAGCAGGUGAUAGCCUAGUGGUAUUGGCAUCACCUCCGAUUCUAGAGGUCAAGGGAUCAAGUCUCACCCCUUGCAAGGAGGGAUCUCCA